Messenger RNA from Portunus trituberculatus (swimming crab), 1896 nucleotides. RefSeq names its product alpha-(1,3)-fucosyltransferase 7-like. The coding region runs from base 228 to 1751 and encodes 507 amino acids. Gene Ontology annotation, molecular function: alpha-(1->3)-fucosyltransferase activity. Gene Ontology annotation, cellular component: membrane. The record is from RefSeq and is a predicted model, not a curated record. The transcript has 5 exons. NCBI's taxonomy places the organism in Eukaryota, Metazoa, Arthropoda, Malacostraca, Decapoda, Portunidae.
CGGUAAGAUAGCGUACAUCUCGGUUCCUCAGUUACUCCCUGGACUGAUAAUUAUCAAUACCUUUCAUGGUGGUAGAGAAAUUUACGCACGGGAUGGAGUGUCAGUGACUAGGCCCAUAGGAAAGGUGAUAAUGACAGUGAAAAGUGCGUGCUUGAUUCCUCCUUACACCUGUCCAGUUAUGACUUUCGUGACAUGGCUUCAAGGAGGCCAGUGCAGUAAGGCAGAGGAUGAUGAACGUGUGGCGAGCCGCGAGGGUGAUGCGGCUGCACUGGCUGCUGAUCCUCUCAGCGUCUGUGUUGUUACUCUUCAACGUGCUGCUGUCCACACAGCGGCGCCGGUUACCACAGCAGCAGCAGCAGCAACUCACGUCUUCAGCUGAGGUCAGAGGUCCAUGGAGAACCUUCAAGGGUCAGCUGCCAGACAAGGCGCCUCUGGUGCAGAGCGAGUUAAGCUCCGGAGUGAGGGAGGAAGAGAACUCAGCCCGUGAGGUGCUGGACGUGGAGGGCGCCGAGGCGAGGCAAGGCCAUAACCCUGACGUGGACGCCGCCAACGAGGUCAACUCAGUGGAGCCAGACACCAGUGUUGGUAUGCAGCUGCCGACAGGAAACUGGAGGAACUUGACGGUGGAGGAGAUCUCCCACAUGUCUGUGCUGGGGAGGCGGAUGUUCCUGGGGGAUCAAGCGGGCACAGUGAGGAAGAACAAGACCUUCACCAUCCUCGUCUGGAAACACGGCAAGAGGCUGGAGAGGCGCUUCCUCAAGCAGUACGGCAGCGUCAUGAUGGAACCCUUCAGAGAUUGCUCGGCGCAAAACUGUCGCCUCACCUACGAGGACGCUGCGGUGGCGGACGCUGACGCCAUUUUGUUCCACCUGCACCAAACGAAGGGGCCACAGAGCUUGCCGAACCGGACGCGACUGGACCAGCGGUGGAUCUGGCUGACGGAUGAGAGCUCGUAUAAUACCUUCCUAGUGGGCAAGGAGAGGCGCCUUGAGGCCUACAACGGUCUCUUCAACUGGUCCAUGAGCUACAGGAUGGACAACGACGUGCCAGUCCCUUACGGCCGCACGCUGCCCCUCACACCGGCCGAGGCAGCGGCACACAAACCUGUAGACUACUUUACCCUCAAGCCCAAGCUGGUGGCUGUCAUGGGUUCCAACUGUGGCGGCAGAAACAAACGAUGGGGCUACAUCAAGGAGCUGCAGAAGCACAUGACGGUGGACACGUACGGGGGCUGUGGCACCCUCAAGUGUCCGGGCCACUUCAUCAAGGACUGCCCCAUCCUCGGAGACUACAAGUUCUACCUCGCCUUCGAGAACUCCAACUGUAAGGAGUACAUCACAGAGAAGGUGUGGUGGAACGCUCUGGAGAAGGGUGCGGUUCCAGUGGUGAUGGGGACCAAGGUGGAGGAUUACAGGAGAGUGCUUCCACCUCACUCCUUCCUGCAUGUGGACGACUUCCCAACCCCGCAGAGCCUCGCCCAACGCCUCAUGUAUCUGGGCAGCAACAAGACGGAAUACAACAAGUUUCAAGCGUGGCGGAGUCAGUUCAAAGUGGUAAAUGAACACGGCUACUUUCAAACCCCUGUCUUUCACUACUGCCGUAUUUGCGAGGCUCUCAACUACAACAGCCAAGGAACCAAAGUGUACAAUGACCUCGAGAACUACUGGGGGAAGUCCAAAUAUUGUUACCCGUUCGAGUGGGAACAAAAAUUGAAAGCCUAUUCCUCCACCACUUCGAAAUCUAAAACAUAAACUCGUAUUCCUUUUUCAUUCUUUGUUGUUAUUGUUAUUCGUGCGUAUUCUAAGAUACGUUCUCUAUAAGGACUGUCUCUAAGGCCCAUGAAGAUUUAGUAGGGUUCUUAUUUUAACUUUUUUUUUUAUUGAUGAGAUAGAGAAA